Molecule: messenger RNA, 1655 nt
Organism: Saccoglossus kowalevskii
Lineage: Eukaryota; Metazoa; Hemichordata; Enteropneusta; Harrimaniidae
Product: tRNA (cytidine(32)/guanosine(34)-2'-O)-methyltransferase-like
Biological process (GO): cytoplasmic translation; tRNA methylation
Cellular component (GO): cytoplasm
Molecular function (GO): tRNA methyltransferase activity
Source: RefSeq, a predicted model, not a curated record
UAAGGGGUCUUUUUAAAAUCCAAAAUGGCCGACAUCAACAUGUGGGAACUGUUUCAGUGAUCUUGAAAAAUGGGUCGUUCUUCAAAAGAUAAACGGGAUAUAUACUAUCGUCUUGCCAAGGAAGAAGGUUGGAGGGCAAGAAGUGCUUUUAAACUUCUUCAGAUUAAUGAAGAAUUCAAUAUUUUUAAAGAUGUUAGUAAAGUUGUUGAUCUGUGUGCUGCUCCAGGAAGCUGGAGUCAAGUAUUGAGCAGAAGAUUGAGAGGUCAAGAUAGAGAAGCAGAUCCUAAAAUUGUGGCUGUUGAUUUACAAGCAAUGGCACCAUUGCCAGGUGUAAUUCAAAUACAGGGAGAUAUAACAAAGGUAUCUACUGCCAUGGAAAUCAUUGGUCACUUUGAAGGGGAACAGGCUGAUCUUGUUGUCUGUGAUGGAGCACCGGACGUGACCGGUUUGCAUGAUUUGGAUGAAUACAUACAAGCACAAUUGUUGUUAGCUGCUUUGAACAUAACAACGCAUGUAUUGAAACCUGGAGGUACAUUUGUAGCAAAGAUAUUUCGUGGCAAAGAUGUGACUCUGCUUUAUUCUCAACUCAAGAUAUUCUUUCCAAAAGUGACAAUUGCUAAGCCAAGAAGUAGUAGAAAUUCCAGCAUAGAGGCGUUUGUUGUAUGCGAAAAUUAUUCUCCACCGGUGGGGUAUAAACCAAACAUGUCAAAUCCAUUGUUGGAUCACCAUUAUGAUGUUGAUUUCAACUCUUUGGAAGGACCAAAUCGUAUCAUUGUACCAUUCCUUGCAUGUGGUGAUCUCAGUGCAUUUGAUUCUGAUAAGACUUAUCCUCUCAAGCUGGAUUCAGACAAAGAUUACGAGUAUCAUCCACCAACUCAGCCUCCAAUCAAACCCCCCUACGAAACGGCUUGUUAUCUGAAAAAAAAUGACAUGCUGGCAAAACUGAAAAAAACGCAACAAACCAAUGAAGGAGAUAAAGGGGCUCAUUAUGCUGUCAGUGAGAAAGCUGAUGUUGUGGCAGCAAAAGACAGUGAAGCUAAGGAGUCUUUCAACACAGCAACUGAUUUAAGUCACCUGGGUGCAUCUGCUCCUGUGAGUCCACCAGAAACUGACUUGAUUAAAGACAUUAAACAUAUUGCUAUCAAUGACAGCUGAAAAAAAUAGUAAUUUGUCAUUCUUUGCUACCACUUUUCUUUAUGAAUUUCCUCAUUAACCUUUUGUCAGUAUCAGGUGAACUAAUGGAAUCCGGGACACGUACCUGAAUCUACACCGCACUAAUGAUGCAAUCAAUGCAUGCACAAUUGAGCUUAAAGGGCAGAGGUCACCACGAUAUGUCUUGCUUUGAUGCAGAGGUUGUAUACAAUGCAUGCUAAAUAAUUUAUUUACCUGAAAUUCAAACCUGCUACACAACAACCACUGCCUUUCAAUUGUUACAAUUUUGAAUCUAAAACUUAUAUAAAUUUUGGCUCAAUUCUUUUCAAUUAUGUUUUGAAUGUUGUGACGUAUUUUCUGACAACUGUAUAAUAUUGACAUGUGUGUAUAUACGUAAUAGUCAACCAGUAUGUGUGUGAAUUAUCAGUUUUUAUCUGAAUUUAAAUAAAUAAAUACUAGGACUACUGUUUUAAUAAUGAAAUAAAUAAAUAUUAGAAACUCUA